Molecule: messenger RNA, 1288 nt
Organism: Gigantopelta aegis
Lineage: Eukaryota; Metazoa; Mollusca; Gastropoda; Neomphalida; Peltospiridae
Product: collagen alpha-1(XXIII) chain-like
Exons: 7
Coding region: 231-518 (95 amino acids)
Source: RefSeq, a predicted model, not a curated record
AUAAUAUUGUUGCAUUAUAAAAUAGCAUUCAAAAUAUUGUUAUCUGUUGUUAGGGACGACGGGGACGUAGGGGUGAAAAGGGUAAUCAUGGGAGAUUUGGAUUCCCUGGUCCUCAGGGUCCCCCAGGGGCCAUUGGUCCCAAGGGAGAAAAGGGAGCAUUUGGUCUACCAGGUCAACAGGGACAAAAGGGGUCAGUUGGUGCACCAGGUCGAAAUGGAAUUGAUGGAAGAAUGGGAAUUACAGGGCCUCCAGGUAUCCCAGGUCAGAAAGGUGAUCCAGGUGUAACAGGUGACCCAGGUGUUCCAGGUAUGAUUGGGCCCCCAGGUUUACCUGGUCCACCAGGGGAACCUGGUAUUAUUGAGGGUGGAAGUGGAGAAGGGCUUCCUGGCCCACCAGGCCCUCCUGGACCAAUGGGACCAAUGGGACUCGAGGGCCCACCGGGUAUCAAGGGAGAUAUGGGACCACAAGGAAUAAAGGGAGAAGUAGUAAGUUAUUUUGUACACGUUAUGCAUGUUUAAUUGUUCACUCAUCCAAAUAGAGAUAUAAAACAGUUUGUAUAUUAGGAAUUAAAAUCUUCCAGCAUUAUUUUUCCUGAUUUAAUGCACUACUGUUCUUCUUUGGUGAAAGGUUUACAGUAACCAUCACUUUUUCAAGACCCAGGAUUUUUUUACCGAGUGUAAUUUUCAUUUCCAGGCAGUACUCUAUAAGGCCGUCUUUGGGAUUUUUUAUUCUGUGUAAUUUUAAUUUCUAGUAUUUCAAAGCAAUCUUAUUUGCCCCGCUCUACUUAUAACUUUAUAACUCAAAAUGAGGGGAAAGCUCAUUUAAAAUGUACCACAACAAACCGUAGAAAAUAUCAAUGAUCACAUGUCAUGCCCCUGACAUACUUAAGCAGAUCUUUCAUUAUCGAUAUCAGUCAUGUAUAAUUUGAAAUUCUCUGACACACCCACAAUAUUAUAUUAAAUGUUUAACCAGAACAAAGGUCAUUUUGUUACAUCAGGGUGAUACAUAUUUUAUUUUACCAAUGUAAUAUAUGAAUUAUUUUAUACAAAUGAUGUAAUAUAUUAUUUUACCAGAAUGAAAUGGGCAAUGUUUUAUCCAGGUGAUAUCUGUAUUAGUUUACCAUGGUGAUAUGUAACUUGUUUCACUGAGAUGAUACAUGUAUUAUUUCAUUGGGAUGACACGUGCAUUUUUUCAUCAGGUUGAUGUAUGUAUUAAUUUAUCAGAGUGAUAUUCGACUUCUUUUAUAGCGUGACAUACAUAUUAUAUUUAUAGGAUAACAUACGCAUUG